CUACUGGUACCUACUGUAGACACCCAUGCCGUAAUCUAAACCCCGUCGUCUUCUUGUCCUCGGUGGGGCAGGAAUGAUCCAAAGAUCCAACUCUAACCCUACCGGUACUCUGAAUCUUAAGAGCAGCGGCCGACCGCCAAUCCAAGGCCACAACCACCAAAACUAUCUCAAAAACAUCUUGGCUCUCUCUAAUCCAUACUAGUAGUAACGUAGUAACUCCCCAUUCUCAAAAACACACUGAUUGAUCUGCAUGAGCGGCAUCGACUAUGUCUUCAUCACCUCCUCCUCCACCACCAGAGUCCAAUAUUGCAAGCUCUCAUCAUAAAGCUGUGAUUUUGUUUUACAAGUAUCUGGAUCCGUCAAGCUCCAAGGCAUGUCGUUACCUGCACGAAUAUCCCACCUAUUAUCUCCCCCGCAUCGAACAGUUCCAAAAGGAUUUAUGUGCUCGAUUGGGAUGCAAGGGAAGAAUAUUAUUGGCGGCGGAAGGUAUUAAUGGAACACUCUCGGCAGUCUCCAUGGAUCAGUUGCAAAAAUAUCACCAAGCCAUGGAGCAGUUCGAUUUGUUGCGCCAUUGUGGGUAUCCUCUAGUAGAACUGCAACAACAAUCAACAACGCAAGGGAAUGAAGAAGAAGAUGAAGAUGAUUCUCACUAUAAUAUCUAUACCGACAUUGACUGGAAAGAGUCCUACCUUCAGUCUUCUUCUGCCAAAGACAAGAAAUUGGUGGAACCAUUUCCCAAUCUCAAGAUAAGUGUGGUCAAAGAACUCGUCAGUUCGGGAGGCGUUGUCGGAGUCCAAGAUAUUGCAAACUACGGAGGUGUCCACUUGUCACCAAGAGAGUUCCAUCAAAAGAUUAUUAUGCAACAUGACAAAAAUAAUAAUUCCAAACCAGUCGUACUCAUUGAUGUACGAAAUACCUUUGAACAUGCCAUUGGACAUUUCGUCAACCCCAAUACACACGAAGCUGCCAUGAACCCUGAAAUGGUCACCUUUAGUUCCUUUGAUAAACAGUUUUGUGAAAACCACGCGGAAACGCUCAAAGACAAAACCGUACUCAUGUAUUGCACUGGGGGCAUUCGCUGCGAAAAAGCCACGGUCAUGUUGAAGAAAAGGGGAGUCCAAGAUGUCUUCCAAUUGCAAGGAGGAAUCCAUCGAUACCUGGAAACGUACGGAGAAACGGGUUGCUUUCGAGGGCGAAACUUUCAAUUCGAUCAACGAGUCUCCUUGACUCCAGCAGAGCAUUAUUAUCAACAGAGACAUAGCAGAAGCAGUAGUAGUAGUGCAAUGGACGACGACAACUGCACAGGUAGUAGUACCAAAGAACAUCAACAACAAACAUCUCCCAUUGACAAUCCACAACAAAUCGUUGGCAAGUGUGUCGAAUGCAGUGCUCCAUACGAUGAAAUAUCUGGCUCUCGCAUCUGCACUGUCUGCCGUGAUUUGGUCUUGGUUUGUACGCUUUGCCAAGUCAAAAUGAGAGAAUACCAUUGUCAACGGCAUUCGGAAUGGAAGGCAUAUCAAACCUUUCUCGAAGUCUUUGAGAAGCACGAAUUGCAAGAACAAUGGGAUCAGUUGAAUAGCAUUCUGGAACAAAAACAUGCCGAAUACUCCAAGCAUGUGCGCAAGACGCUACGAAAGCAACUGCAACGGAUUCGGUUGCGCAUGGAAGAAAUCGAAGAGCACCCCGAACGAGUCAAUCCAAACGCACCUCGGCGAUGUCGCUCCUGUCGUGAACCCAACACAAUCUGCAAUGGACUGUGCUGGGGAUUCUGGAAAACAACGUGCCGUGUGGCUUCAUCAGAUACUACUGCAGCAGCUAGUAGUAUUGCCCCGACUGGUAACGAUGUUGGCAACAACAAUGAGACUGUCAACAAGACGGACCAUGCUGCUGGCGACGACAGUACGAAAUCACCACAAUCAUCCAUAGCUGCUGCUUCUCCACCACCACCGAUCCUUCCAAUUUCUACGGGGGACAAGGUCACACCAGGGCCACACUGGAAUGAUAUUCGGUACGGCAAAUCCCUCCAUCCAACGACCGGACGUCCUUUGGAAGGAACAGUGCUGGAGAAAAAGUCUUGGGGGUCGCAUUCGUCCGAGAUGGACUGUGUAACGGUGCAAUGGGAUGAUCCCGAUGCCCUUCCGAGGCGACGUCAAGUGCAAAUCUAUCGAUGGGGUGCCCGAGCCGUCAAUGGGACUCGCAUGUAUGAUCUGGAACCACUGCUGGUGCAGCAGCAUUCGACCGAGCGCUGUGCCGAAUCGAUUCUAGCUACCAGCAGUAGCAAAGUAGUCAGUGCUUGAGAGCACUCGCUGAGCAAAACUUCCGACCCAUGGCUCAAGUGCUGACCCCGGGGGCAAGAGCACGAUCAAAUCCCUUCACGGUAUGUUCCACAAAUACAAAUACAACAUCUUCAUUUGAGUAAUGUAGUAUUGCCAAUGCGCAUAAUUUAGGAAAGAUUAUUGAGGCUGCAGCUGCGGCUGCGUCUACUACAUGUAGUAUCAAGUAAGUUGACUACCGCAGCUAGCGGUACAGUACUAGCUAGCGAUAUUGUCC
Messenger RNA from Seminavis robusta, 2550 nucleotides. NCBI's taxonomy places the organism in Eukaryota, Bacillariophyta, Bacillariophyceae, Naviculales, Naviculaceae. The record is from the annotation of a GenBank genome assembly.